CACCCACUUGAUCCUCUUAAUGUUAUAAUGAUUGGUGAGAUCAGAUUAAUUACUGCAAAACAUGGGAGGUUCUCAGAUGCAGAUGUUGGUCAUGCAACAUCAUUUGGUGAGAAAUUACUACAACUACAACCAUGUCGAGCAUAUGUAUAUGUACUUCUUACAGAUUGUCAUGUGCUUAUGAUAAUUCAUGUUAGCAAAAUUAGUGAUGAUAAAUUUCAGUACAAAUAUACACGACUUGCAAAAUUAGAAUCUGAUGAUGGAAAACCAGCUGAAGGAUGGAAGCAAUUAGUUGUAUUACUGUUGCAAAAGCCAGAGACACUUGGUUGGAUAACAUCAUAUGUGUGCCAUAAAGGAGAAGAAAUCAAAUUAUCAAGGUCAAUUGGUGUAGGAAGAACAUCUGUGGUAUAUAAAGGCAUUUAUAAUGAUAAUGAGGUGGCUGUUAAGGUAUUAAAAGACCCUCAAUUUCUUCAUUGCUUUAAACUGGAAAUUAAUGUGAUGCAAAAAUUAGCUGAACUGAAUUCAAGUGUCCUUCUCAAAUGUCUGAUCACAAAUAUUGAUGACUAUGAUUCUGAUGAUUCUGAUCCAAUUUUUGUUGUCUUGUUUCCACUGUGCAAACAAUAUAAAAACUGGAGAAAGGAAGACAUUCCUCCCAUCAUUGAUACUUUGAAAAAGGUGCAUGAUAUGGGUAUAAUACAUCGUGAUUUUCGAAAAUGGAAUCUAUUAAGAGAUCAAGAUGGUAAUGUUCAUAUAGCAGACUGGGGAUUUGCAGUGGAUGUUAAUGAAUCAACUACUUUUGCUGGAUCUUUGGAGACACUGUCAGAUGAUGCACUACAAAAUAUUAUUGAUGAGGAGGAUAUUACAUAUACUUGUAGUAAUGAGUUAAUCUCAGUGGUUCGUUCUUUUUAUUUAAUGGUUUUUCGACCAUUGAUGAAGCGCCCUCCCUUUGGAGAAAAUAAAAAUGGUAUCAAGGAAAGAGCAAAGGAAAUCAAGGAGUUUUGGAUGAAUAAUGCACAAUCAUCAAUAUGGUUAAAUAUACUAAAAGCAGCUACAGAUACUGACUAUGACAAUUUAAAAAAAUUGCUAAUGGAAUUAUUCUAG
Messenger RNA from Entrophospora candida, 1098 nucleotides. Lineage: Eukaryota; Fungi; Glomeromycota; Glomeromycetes; Entrophosporales; Entrophosporaceae. The record is from the annotation of a GenBank genome assembly.